Macadamia integrifolia is the source of this 2103-nucleotide messenger RNA. RefSeq names its product glycerol-3-phosphate acyltransferase 1-like. Gene Ontology annotation, cellular component: membrane. The coding region runs from base 247 to 1863 and encodes 538 amino acids. The transcript is spliced from 2 exons. The record is from RefSeq and is a predicted model, not a curated record. Gene Ontology annotation, biological process: cutin biosynthetic process. Gene Ontology annotation, molecular function: phosphatase activity; glycerol-3-phosphate 2-O-acyltransferase activity. NCBI's taxonomy places the organism in Eukaryota, Viridiplantae, Streptophyta, Magnoliopsida, Proteales, Proteaceae.
GGUCACCAACACUCCAACCUAACCAUGUUCAGAAGCAAGAAAAACUGCAAAAAUAUGAAUAGUUGUGCAGUUAAUGCCAGCGGUGUGGCCAACCAAAAUGCAAUGGUCAAUCUUCCCCUACUUCUUUUUUCAAUGCCCACAUGAAAUUCUCUCUCUAUAUAUUCAUUCUCCUCAUCUCUUAGCCUUCACCAUCUAACUUUUGGAAGCCUGCAAACUCAUCAUCACCAACAUCUCUAGACUAAAACCAUGGUCUUUCAUUUGGUUCUUCUCAAGCUUGUAGAUUGGCUUUUGUACCAGUUCUUGGCCACUCCUUGCUACCUUGCAGCCACUAAGAUCAGAAAGUACUAUUAUGGGUUCUUUUAUAGAAACCCAUCUCUCAAAUUACCACAACAAACAUCUCCAUUCCCUAGUGUGACCAAGUGCAGUCAGGAGUCUAGGGCUUCUCAGACCUUGGUUUGUGACAUUCAGGGUACCUUAUUAAGGUCUAAGUCUUUUUUUCCUUAUUUCAUGUUGGUUGCUUUUGAGGGUGGUAGCAUUGUCAGAGCCUUCCUAUUGCUUCUUUCUUGUCCUUUUUUGUUGGUUUUAGAUCAUGAGGUUAAGUUGAGGGUCAUGGUGUUCAUAACCUUCUUUGGGCUUAGGAAAAAGGAUGUAAAGAGUGUUGGAAGAGCCGUUUUGCCCAAGUUUUUCCUUGAGAAUCUCAACCUUCAAGCCUAUGAGGUGUUGGCUUCCACUGGGAGGAGGGUUAUUUUUACUACUGUCCCUAGAGUGAUGGUUGAGUGGUUUCUCAAGGAUUAUUUGGAGGUGAGUAAUGUUGUGGGAACUGAACUUCACAGUGUCGGGAAUUACUUCACAGGUUUCCUAUCAGAGUCAGGGUUGCCUGUGAAGCAUAAGGCUCUCAAGGAGUUCUUUGGAGAUUACAAGCCUGACAUUGGCCUUGGAACUUCGAGUCCUCAUGACCAAUUGUUCAUCUCCCUCUGCAAGGAAGCUUAUGUGGUGAAUAAGGAAGAUCGCAAGAACAGUGCAAUUUCAGUGAUGCCAAGAGAGAGAUAUCCAAAGCCUCUGGUGUUCCAUGAUGGGAGGCUAGCUUUCUUACCUACCCCUUUAGCAACUCUUUCCAUGUUCUUGUGGUUCCCACUAGGGUUAACACUUGCCAUCUUCAGAUUAUGUGUGGGUAUCUUCUUGCCUUACAAGAUGUCCCUCACAGUGGCCUGUUGGAGUGGUAUCAGAAUAAGGGUCAAAGGGUGUAUCCCUUCAAAUUCAGAUAAGAGGAAAGGGGUCCUCUAUGUUUGCACCCACAGAACUCUCUUGGACCCAGUGUUCCUUGGUACAGUAUUAAUGAAACCACUUAUUGCAGUCACAUACAGCUUAAGUAAAGUCUCUGAGUUCAUAGCCCCUAUGAAGACAGUAAGGUUGACAAGAGACAGGGAACAAGAUGGAGAAACAAUGCAAAAACUACUAAGUGAAGGUGAUCUAGUAGUUUGCCCUGAAGGAACCACAUGUAGAGAACCAUAUCUCUUGAGAUUUAGCUCUUUAUUCGCUGAGUUAGCUGAUGAAAUUGUUCCUGUGGCAAUGAAUGCACAUGUGAGCAUGUUUUAUGGCACAACAGCAAGUGGGUUAAAAUGCUUGGACCCAAUUUUCUUCUUAAUGAACCCUUGUCCUGGUUACAAUGUUCAUUUCCUUGGGAAGGUACCCAGAGAGCUAACAUGCGCUGGGGGUAGAUCAAGCUUUGAGGUUGCCAACUACAUACAGAGACAACUAGCAGAUGCUUUAGGGUUUGAGUGCACAACCCUAACAAGGAAAGAUAAGUAUAUGAUGCUUGCAGGAAAUGAAGGGAUAGUCCAUGAAAAGAAAGAGAAGCCAUGAGAUGUUUACUUGGGACUUGAAAGUUUGCAAGAUAAGGAAUAUAUAUAUAUAUAUAUAUAUCAUAUAUGUGUCUUAUAAUUACUUAAAUUUUUUUGUUAUCCUAUGGAAUGAGUGAUUAUAACUAUCACUUAAAUUGCAAUUUUUUUUUUCUAGUCCUAUGGCUUUGUGACCAUUUGAUUAAAGGUUUUGUGAGUAGUUUUGUACCAAUUGGAGUUGAUUAAUAUACCAUUUAUUAAGACA